AAGCCGCACCCGUCAAAAUGAGGCAGGUGGAGUUGACCUCGUCAUAAAUUGAGUCCGGAAUGCAGGUGCAUUUCAGGUCGCGACAUUCCAGGCCGAUUGUCGUGUCGCAAUCUGGGGUCAAUUGACAAUCCUCGCCGUGACCGAGUUGUCCUAAAGCUCCGUUGAUAAGGAGAAAAGUAAGUGUUAAUAGGAAGGGAAAUUGGGACAUUUUUGGAAAUUUUAUUUUUUUUUUAUUAAAAAUAAUUAUGAAACAGGUAUAUCUUGCUUCCUCAAUUAUAUGUGUGUAACUGCACAAAGGGAACAUGUAUAUAUAUGCACGAUGUACUUAUCAAUCUAGAUAAGGACUUUAAAUUGGUAUUGAUAAUUUCGUUUGAACAAAAUCAACCAAGUUUAUUCCUGGUAAAUGUGACGUGAUCUUGGUCCAAAUCAGGUCUCAUUCUGUAAAAACGAAAAUUAAGGUUAAUGUGAGGCUUAUCUGUGACAUAACGUACUAAACUUUGACUCAGAGCUUAGUCAUUUUAUCACGUCAGAACAUCAUUAGUAAAGCAAUAUUCUCCAAUUUUGUCAUCAAUUUGCUCACAUUGGGAAAAUUGAGACGGCAAUGAUUAUAUGUAUUUAUGCUCAUAUGCAUGAUUUAAACGCCAAAAAGAGGCAACUUGAGACCACCGUUGUUUUUUCAAGAAUUUAGAGUUUUCACCUCAUUUUGACAGUAGAAUUCGUCGUAUACCCCGAAUUAAUUUUGUCAUCGUCAUUAGUUUCCAAAAUUUACAACUUUCAAAAGGUCAUGCAUUUUUUGACUAACUGACUGGCCUUCUCUCAUCUCAUCUGAAAUCUCUCAUCCACACUCUCAUCUCAAUCUCACUUCACGCACGUCAUUUAUUUUCAGCUUUUUGUUGCCAUUCUUUGCCAUAAUUUUUAAACCCGUGGUUUCGAUAAGGUCCAAUUAGUUUAAGGAUAAAUCUUGCGAGAAAUGGGUCAAAAUCAAUCGUUUGGUCCACCCGGUCAAAACAAUGCGGGUGAGAAGAAGCCCGAAAAGAAAAAGUACGAGCCACCCGUGCCAUCAAGGUUUGGAAAGAAGAAGAAAAAGUUCAGUAAUAAGGGACCCGAUGUGGCACAGAAACUUCCACAAAUCACUCCACACGCCUUGUGUCGACUCAAACAACUGAAAACGCUUCGAGUUAAAGACUGGCUUUUGAUGGAAGAGGAAUUUAUCUCAAAUUCGGAACGAUUACGACCACAGGAAGAAAAGGAUGAAGAGGAACAAACCAAAUUGGACAAUUUGCGAGGAAGUCCAAUGGCAGUGGGAAGUUUGGAUGAAAUUAUUGAUGACAAUCAUGCCAUCGUGUCGACCGGAUUAGGGUCAGAAUUCUACGUUGGAAUUAUGAGUUUUGUGGAUAAGGACCAAUUAGAAUUGGGCUGCUCUUUGCUUCUUCAUCAUCGAGUUCAUGCCGUCGUUGGAAUUUUGGAUGAUGACACGGAUCCAAUGGUGGCCGUGAUGAAAUUGGAAAAAGCGCCGCAAGAAACAUAUGCUGAUGUUGGAGGACUGGACACUCAAAUUCAGGAGAUCAAAGAAUCUGUAGAACUUCCUCUCACGCAUCCCGAGUACUACGAGGAAAUGGGAAUUCGACCACCAAAAGGAGUCAUUCUUUAUGGUCCACCAGGAACUGGGAAAACUUUGUUGGCGAAAGCUGUAGCAAACCAGACUUCUGCCACCUUCCUUCGUGUCGUUGGGUCUGAAUUGAUCCAAAAGUAUCUGGGGGAUGGUCCAAAACUUGUCCGUGAACUUUUCCGCGUGGCUGAGGAGCACGCUCCCUCAAUCGUCUUCAUUGAUGAGAUUGACGCAGUGGGGACUAAACGUUAUGAUUCCAAUUCGGGCGGAGAGCGAGAAAUCCAGCGAACCUUGUUGGAACUUCUCAACCAACUUGACGGGUUCGAUUCUCGUGGGGACGUGAAGGUCAUCAUGGCCACCAACCGUAUUGAGACUCUGGAUCCUGCACUUAUCCGCCCGGGUCGGAUUGAUCGAAAAAUUGAGUUCCCACUUCCAGAUGAGAAGACUAAACGCCGAAUUUUCGCCAUUCACACUUCUCGCAUGACGCUUGCCCCUGAUGUGCAGCUGGACGAUUUGGCUAUGGUGAAGGAUGACUUGUCCGGUGCAGACAUCAAGGCCAUUUGCACCGAAGCUGGCUUGAUGGCUUUACGAGAGCGUCGCAUGAAAGUGACAAAUGAAGACUUUAUACAGUCAAAGGAGAACGUUCUUUACAGAAAGAAAGAAGGAGCACCUGAGGGAUUAUACUUGUAGGAUUUUUUUUCAUUUCUGAAUUCCCCAACAUAAAAUUUUUAAUGAUCUCAUUGAGAAACAAUUGAACCGAAAUCUACAAGAAUAAAUUUCAUAAUAAAUUUUAUUAU
Molecule: messenger RNA, 2406 nt
Organism: Folsomia candida
Lineage: Eukaryota; Metazoa; Arthropoda; Collembola; Entomobryomorpha; Isotomidae
Product: 26S proteasome regulatory subunit 4
Exons: 7
Coding region: 971-2299 (442 amino acids)
Biological process (GO): proteasome-mediated ubiquitin-dependent protein catabolic process
Cellular component (GO): proteasome regulatory particle, base subcomplex
Molecular function (GO): ATP hydrolysis activity; proteasome-activating activity; ATP binding
Source: RefSeq, a predicted model, not a curated record